AUAAAGCUUAUGUACGAUCACACAGUGAAAAAUUGCGAACCGAUAUAAUUGAGCAGUGCGCAUGCGUGGAGAGUCGGCAAUGAAAAUUACAGCAAAACAUUUUAAAAACGCCCAACUCUUUUAGGAUUGUUUUUAUUUUUGUAAUGAUUUUAAGCUGCUAUCAAAAUACAUUCUACAUAGCUUGAUUCUUGUACAAUAAUCAAAGAAGAUAAGUGAUAAGCGUAGAAUGGUGUAUCCGGAGGAACCUUUUUGGGCUUUGCCAAUGGUGUCUGGAUUAUACGAGGAUCGAGAUUACAGGGUUAAUGUUGUGGAAGCAUUGCAAGAGUUCUGGCAAAUGAAGCAGACGCGGGGCGUGGAGCUUAAAAAUGGAGCACUUGUGAUUUACGAAUCGAUUCCGUCAAAUAGCCAGCCCUAUGUUUGUUUCGUAACAUUGCCCGGAGGCAGCUGCUUCGGCAGCUUUCAGAAUUGUCCAACCAAGGCGGAGGCCAGACGCAGUUCAGCUAAAAUUGCGCUCAUGAAUUCGGUUUUCAACGAACAUCCGUCGCGUCGCAUAAGUGAUGAGUUUAUUGAAAAGGCCGUGCAGGAUGCACGCGCCUCCUUCAAGGGAACACCACAGAACACUGAGUUACCAGAGUCGGGCAUUGGUGCAUUUAGAUUCAUGCUGGAAGCGAACAAGGGACGAACUAUGCUGGAAUUUCAAGAAUUAAUGACGGUUUUUCAGCUGCUACAUUGGAAUGGAUCGCUGAAGGCAAUGCGCGAACGUCAGUGCUCGCGACAGGAGGUGGUGGCCCAUUACUCAAACAGAAGUCUGGACGAUGAGAUGCGUGCCCAGAUGGCACUCGAUUGGAUAGCACGGGAGCAAGAGAAUCCCGGUGUACUGCGGCGUGAACUGGUCCUGGCCGAACGUGAGCUGGAAACGGCACGCAUGGCUGGUCGGGAGUUGCGCUUCCCCAAGGAAAAGAAGGACAUAUUAAUGAUAGCCCACAAUCAAUUGGGUGGCAGUAAUCUGGGUGCAGCAUCCAUUGAGAACUGAAUGGCGAACGGUGAAGAGUGCGCUAUAAAUUGAUUAGAAAUACGCAAAAGGAAUAAUACAAAAUUAAUAUAAUAAUAAUAAUAAUAUGGGGAUUAUAUUUAGGAAGAGGAGAUAUCCGGUUCUUAGCAUCUUGGCAUCAUAUCUCUCUACACAUACAUUCAACAAGCAAGCAAGAAAUCGACGCUCAGAAACAAGCCGCAUUACACACAAAAAAAAAAGAAGAAACAGAGAACAACAUGCAACAGUUUUUAUUUUAUAUUUUAUUAUUGGCACACGACAUGAUCUCGAGUUCUGUUAAAUCCGUUAAAGCUCAUUUACAAAAUACUAUGAAAAUCAGGAAGGACCACCAACGAUGUUGUCUUAAAAGAAGCAUAUUAGCCCGACAAAAAAGAAAAAAAAAAAACAAAUAAUUAUUAUAAUAAUAAAAGGAAAAGAAAAAGUGGUUUCAACUCACUGACAAGUGCAAAAAUACUUUCGGAAUGUGAAAAUUGUGAUUUUAAAUACUGAAUUUACGGAAAUUUUUUGAGACUAAACUUAAAUAGAAUAGUUAAAUUUAUUGUGUAUAUGCAUGUGUAUUUAUAACGAAGAUUGUCUCAGCGCCAAGCGCACCUCAUCCGAGGCAAAUACCAUUUAGACAAAUUUUUUAAUAACAUCGUCAAAACCUAAUAAACUGCACUAAUUUGGCAUAAAUACAUAUAUAUAUAUACAUUUAUCUAUAUAUAUAUUUGAUUUGUGGACGACUUGUGAAACAGAA
This is a messenger RNA of Drosophila grimshawi, 1787 nucleotides long. It is a transcript of the gene lft, whose product is annotated as protein limb expression 1 homolog. The transcript is spliced from 5 exons. Gene Ontology annotation, cellular component: cytoplasm. The coding region runs from base 227 to 1033 and encodes 268 amino acids. Gene Ontology annotation, biological process: autophagosome maturation. NCBI's taxonomy places the organism in Eukaryota, Metazoa, Arthropoda, Insecta, Diptera, Drosophilidae. The record is from RefSeq and is a predicted model, not a curated record.